This is a messenger RNA of Xyrauchen texanus (razorback sucker), 7502 nucleotides long. It is a transcript of the gene trip11, whose product is annotated as thyroid hormone receptor interactor 11. Gene Ontology annotation, cellular component: Golgi apparatus. The record is from RefSeq and is a predicted model, not a curated record. Gene Ontology annotation, biological process: endoplasmic reticulum to Golgi vesicle-mediated transport; Golgi organization. NCBI's taxonomy places the organism in Eukaryota, Metazoa, Chordata, Actinopteri, Cypriniformes, Catostomidae. Bases 376 to 6327 code for a protein of 1983 amino acids. The transcript is spliced from 22 exons. Gene Ontology annotation, molecular function: small GTPase binding.
AGCCAGGCUGUGAUGGCCACGGUCGAGCUGGCACUUUAUCGUCGUGAAAAACACAGCGAACCAAAACAAAACAGAAUCCGAAACACACCCGACAAUAUAUCGCUAUAACCUGGUGACCAGCUCUUCAUAUUUCCCGUGAAGUUACUAGUAUAAUUCGGCGUUUCGUCGUUGUUUAUGUCAUGAUGCUUUAAACAGCUGGGAUCCGGACCCACUACUGAUUUAGAUUUAUUAAACUUAUUAAAAAUAAACCAGUAGUUAUUAUUAGUUAUUUUGGGUACAUGAUUCCCUCGUUUACUAUAGUCUGUGCUGUCAUAUAUUGUGUCUUUGUGAAAGGCCUGGUUCGGUGAUUAAAGUUUAGAUCCGGUACGGUCCGUCAUGUCUUCCUGGCUAGGAGGAUUGGGCUCCGGCCUGGGUCAGAGUCUUGGCCAGGUCGGGGGAAGCUUGUCUUCGUUUACCGGGCAGAUCUCUAAUUUUACCAAAGAUAUUUUACUGGAAAGCGCCGAGGAAGUAGGAGAUGCUGCCACUGUGUCCGGCUCUAGAUUGCAGGAGCUGGAGACUUCAAAUGCAACACAAAAAUCUGAGUAUGAGCGCUUGCUGAGUAUAAACUCUGAGCUGGAGGAGAAAUUAGAGGCAGCAGAGAUUCAGAUCAAACAGCAGUCAGUGGAAUACAGAACCCUCCUGCAACAGAAAGAGGUUGAGAUCAGUCACCUUAAGGCUCGUCAGAGUGGCCUGCAGGAGGAGAUGCAGAAACUCCAGUGCUCCACUCAAUCUCUGACCCACUCUUCCUCUUUCGACGCUGCUGUACUGCCUGUCACCGCUGCUGUCACUACCACUACUUCGUCUUCCUUCAUGCAUCAGCCCUCAGCUGUCCAUCAAGGUUUCCAUGGUGAUGAAGUGGACAUCAGUGAUGUCCUGUGGUCACAACAGGAAAUUAACAGGCUGUCCAGUUUGGUUCAUCGUCUAGAAGCUGACGUGUCCCAUUGGAGGAGAGUGGCUCAGGCAUCUAAGAUACAAGGUUCUGAUGAAAAUGGAGACCAGGGUGAAGUUUUGAAACUGCAAAGAACGAUCAAGGAGCUGAGAGAGGAAAUGGCACGGGAAGUGGAUGAGCACCAGCAUGAACUGGCAGCUCUGCAGGAUGCCCAGCGGCAGAAAAUGGCUGAUAUCUCAAAACGGCACAGAGAUGAGCUGGCGGAGUAUGAGGAGAGAAUUGAGGAGCUUGAGGAGCAGCUUCAAAGUGGAGGGGCAAACACAGUCAGCACACCAACCACAAUGCAGGACUCAAAGCUUCAAGAGUUGCAGUCCACCAUUCAGUCUUUACAAGAGGAGGUGAAGCUUCAGCACAAAAAAUACAGUGACCUAUUGGCCAGCUUGGAGAAAGUAGAGCAUCAUAAGGCUGAGCUAGAGCGGGAGAAGGAGGACGCUACAACAGAAAAUGCAGAAUUGUUGCAGAAUUACAGUCGCCUUCAAAAGUCUGUUAACGAACUUCAAGCUCGAGUCCAGGAACAGGAGGGGAAGUCUAUGUUGAAAGCCCAGCAGGACAAUGAAAUACAAACCCUGAGAAAAGCUUUGGCAGCUGCAGAGCAAAAUAUUGCUAGGUUGAAGAGUCUAACUGAGAGUGGCCCGCAGGAAGAAGUGGAACAUGCUGACAUCCUGGAGCUCAACACCAUCAUAAACACCCUCAGGAAAGAAAAGGAAGAAGUGGAGAGAGACAAGUUUGUGCUUGUUGAGAAACUGAGGUUGUCUGGGGAGAAACAAAGUGCUGGUGAGUCAGAGAGUAUGGAAGAACUGGCACAGGAAGUAUCAGACUUAAAGAGCCAGCUGGAUAGACGAGACCAGGCGCUAAAGCAGGCCAACCUUGAUGUAGAAGCACUCACUGCUGAACUGGAAGAACUAGAUGGGCAGAACCAGGAGGCCACACAGCAUCUUAUUGCAGUUAAGGAACAGUUGUCCAUGCAGAAAAGCCAGUCAGAGGCAGAGGUUGCCUGUCUUCAGUCAGAUCUCACUGCCUCUCUUGAUCAGAGACAGACUCUUCAGCUGGAGCUGAAAGCCCAGGGAGAGAAGCUAAGUCAGAGUGCUUUCUCCUUAAAUGAACUGCACAUGGCCAAGCAGCAACUGGAAACCACAGUAAAGGAGUUGAGGGAAAAGUUGAGCAAGUCUCAAGAUCUGGGCAAAGAGCUGCGACAGAAUUCCUCCGACCUUAAGAGGGUGCUGCAAGAAAGGGAUACAGAAGUUACUGCACUUCGAGAAGAGUUGAAACAAUCUGGGGAGCGAGGAAAUGAGGUAGAGGGACACAGAAAGGUACUUGAGGCAAGGGAUAGAGAGAUCCAAGACUUGAGGACUGAGUUGGCAGAAGUGAAAUCUUCCUAUGAGAAGGCAGUUUCGGAAGGUUUUGAAUUGAAAAUUAAAACCAGGAAAUUGGAAGAAGAUAGCUCUCAGGCUUCGGACAAGAUAGACUAUUUGGAAGGGCAGGUCCAAGAUACACAGGCCUCUCUAAGCAGGGUGUCCCUGGAGAAAGACACUCGUAUUGACGCCUUGAAAUUAGAAAAGAGUCAGUUAGAAUUUGAGCUAGGUCAGUCUGAGAAGCGACUAUCAGAUCAAGACAAGCAGUACCAACAUACCAUUGACGAACUGAGCAGAGCACGCUCAAUGGAUGCAUCUGCACUGCAGACAGAACAUGAGCGAAUGUUGAAACUCAAUCAGGAGAAGGAUCUCACGAUUGCAGAGCUCAGGCGUGAGAUGGAGCAGAUAGUCUCUGACCACAAAUACACCAGUGAGAUGCUGGACAUCACUGUGGCUGGCCAAAAGCAGCUCACAGAGCUUCUGCAGGAGAAGGACACCUAUGUUGAAACACUGAAAGCUCAAGCUGUGGAAAAACAACAAGAGUUAGAGACUAGUGUCUUGAGGGCAACACAAGAGUGUGACACUCUUAAAAGGUCAGUGGAGGAGAAGGACAAGCAGCUUGGAGCAAUGAAGGAAGAAAACAAUCAUCUCAAAGAAGAGAUUGACCGUCUGAGUGACCAACAAAGCAGGCCUCAGCCGAUGUCAGAGCCGAGGACACUGGAUAUAAUCACCGAGCUUGAGACAGAGGUGAACCAGCUCAAAGCUGAAAGAGAUCGACUUGAAGAAGAGGUCCAAGCUCUGAGGACAGUAUCAGAUGAACAACAGGCCACAGUACUACAGUCCCAGCAUUCUGUACAGGUACUACAGAGUGAACUAGAGCAAGCACGGUCAAGACUCGACCAAAGCUCACUCAAUUAUGAAAGACUUAUCAGUGCUAAGGAUGAGGAGAUCACACGGCUUCUGUCUGAAGUGGAUGGGCUCAGCACACAGGGACAGAGUCAAAUGCAGUCCGUAGAAAUCCUACAAGAGGACAAGACCCAAUCGCUAAAUGGUGAAAAUGGAAAUGAGAAACAUGACCUCUCCAAGGUGGAGAUUGAGAGACUUGUGAAAGGCAUUAAGGAAAAAGAGACAGAGAUUAGCCAGCUAAAUGAGAAGAACCUUACUCUUACUAAACAGCUCGAUCAGCUUGUAGUCUCUCAAAAUGAGGUGGGAAAACUCUCAAAGAUUGUGCUGCAAAAAGAUCUAGAAAUCCAGGCACUUCAUGCACGAGUGUCUGGUGGGCACAGCCAGGAUGUUAUGUUCCUCCAGCAGCAGUUGCAGGCCUAUGCAGUGGAACGUGAACAGGUCCUGGCCGUGCUCAACGAGAAAGCCCGCGAGAACAGCCAGCUGCGCUCAGACUACCAUCGAAUUAUGGACAUUGUUGCUGCCAAGGAAGCGGCUUUGUUGAAAAUUCAGCAAGAAAACCAGCGGCUCUCCACCAUGAGCGACCCUUCAGGCAGUCAGGAGAUGUUUCGUGAAACUAUUCAGAACCUAUCCCGCAUCAUCCGAGAGAAGGAUAUCGAGAUUGACGCCUUGACUCAGAAAUGUCAGACCUUGGUCUCUGUUCUCCAAACAUCUGGAUGCAACGAUCCUGUGAGCGGCAGUUCAGGGGGUGUCAGCAGCAACCAAUUUGAGGAGGUGCUACAGGAACGCGACACUCUCAAACAGCAAGUGAAAAAGAUGGAUGAGUGGAAGCAGCAGGUGAUCACAACGGUGAGGAACAUGCAGCAUGAAUCUGCUCAACUACAUGAGGAGCUGCUGAAGCUACAGGGGCAGGUGUCUGCCGACAGCGACUGCAGCACCAAGCUCUCAGUGGAUUAUACCAGACUUGUUCAGAGCUAUGAGCAGAAAGAGAUAAAGCUGGGAUUGUUGGGUCAGGAGCUGGCACAGGUGCAGCAGACCAUCAGCCAGCUGAACAGCACCAAAGAUGUCCUCCUUGGAAAGCUAGACAGUGUCAAGCAAUCACCAGAAGUUGCUGCUACAACUACCACCCAGUUCUUUGCACCUCUAAACCUGAAGGGGGCAGCACCACCAGACCAAGAUGAGAGUCCACAUCAGGAAUUACAGUCAUUGCGGAGAACAUUAACAGAGAAGGAGUGCACUAUAAGAACUCUCCAGGAAAACAACCACCGUUUAUCGAAUUCUGCAUCUCUUUCUGAGAGUGACCAAAGAAGCCAUGUAGAGGAGGUCAAGCAGGCCCGAGACAAGCUAGAAUCCUUGCAGCACUCCCUGAGAGAGAAAGAUCUACUAAUUAAGACCAAGGGAGACCAGCUCAGUCAGGUGAGCGAAAGUUUACGAAACCGUGAGAAUGAUAACGAGGUCUUGAAGCAGGCUGUCACGAACCUGAAGGAGCGCACGCUGAUCCUGGAACUUGACAUGAAGAAGCUAAAGGAGGAGAAUGAAGCGAUUGCUGCAAAAGCUCGUGAGAAAGAGACUGAAUUCCGCGCCCUGCAGGAAACCAACAUGCAGGUGUCGAUGUUGCUUCGGGAACGAGAAUUUCAGUUCAGUGCUGUGAACGAGAAAGCCUCUGCCAUGGAGAAGAUGCUAAAAGAUAAAGAGCAGGGUAAAUCUGGUGAGCUAAACCAAUUGCUGAAUGAAGUGAAAUCCAUGCAGGAGAAGGCAGUUUUGUUUCAACAGGAAAGAGAUCAAGUGAUGAUGGCCCUCAAACAAAAGCAGAUGGAGACAUCUGCUCUGCAGAGUGAGCUGCAGCACACACGUGAUAAGGAACAGCGUCUAAAGCAAGAGCUGGAACGUUUGCGUAAUCACCUUUUAGAGAUUGAGGAUUCAUACACACGUGAGGCUCUGACGGCCGAGGACAGAGAGGGCGAGCUGAGACGCAGAGUGACACUCCUUGAAGAGAGGCUGGCAUCGUCCUCCAAUGCAGUGGAGAGUGCAAGUCAGCAGGCAAGUCUGCAGGUGGAGUCUCUUCAAGAGCAGCUGAAUGGUGUGGUGAGACAGAGAGAUGAAGCUCUUAUUCAGCUACGGGCUGCUCAGAAUCAAAUCAACCAGUAUGCAGUGUCACUCUCUAACCUGCAGAUGGUGCUAGAGCAGUUUCAGCAAGAGGAAAAAGCCAUGUACUCAGCAGAGCUGGAAAAGCACAAAAGAGAGAAGGCAGAGUGGAGAAAGAAAGCAGAGUAUCUUGAAGACAAGACCGCAGCUCUGCAGAUAAACCUGGAUGAAGCAAACGCAGCUCUAGAAUCAGCCUCUCGUCUCACAGACCAGCUGGACUUCAAAGAGGAACAAAUAGAAGAUCUUAAGAAACAAGUGGAUAUGAGGCAGGAGAUGUUGGAAGAGGCUCAGAGGAAACUGAUGAACCUUCUGAACACCACUGAAGGCAAAGUGGAUAAAGUUCUGAUGAAGAAUCUUUACCUGGGUUAUUUUCAUUCCCCUCGAAACAAGCGCUCUGAAGUGCUGAGGCUUAUGGGUAAUGUGCUUGGAUUGGACAGAGAUGGGGUUGACCAGUUGUUGCAAGAAGAGGGAAAGAGUGGGAUGACCGGUUGGGUCUCAAGUUGGCUUGGUGGCAGAGCUGUUCAAAGUGUCCCCAACACCCCACAAAGACCUACACAUGCACAGAGCCUCAAUUCGUCAUUCUCUGAGAUGUUUGUGAAGUUUCUGGAGGUAGAGUCUAGUCCCGUACUUCCUGCCCCUAAACUCCCUGUUUAUGACAUCAAGCCACUGAGUGCGCCCCCACCUGGCCGGAGUACUGCUAGCACACCUGCAUCAGGUGUUUCAGGCUCUGGGAAGCGUGCUGGGGAUUCAAACCCCUUCCUGGCGCCCCGUUCUGCAGCCGUACCCUUCCUCAAUCCUGCUGGUUCAGGCAGUGCACAAGGUGCUGGGGGCCACCUGCUCAUGAAGCCCAUCUCAGACUCCCUGCCCUCCUUCACACCUGUGCCAGUAUCUGCUGAGGCCAGUGGUGGUGCCGUGCUGAAAGAUCUGCUCAAGCAGUGAUUGUCCAUCUGUAUUGCCACUCAAAGCACUUUAGCUUAUCAGAACAGUCAAGACACUAUAAAAGACCUCAAGGAUGGCACAGAAAACCAAGCCAUGUACAAGAGUCAUGGGUUUAAUGAUUUACUCAAAAAGAUGUUUGCCAUCUAGCACUAAACUGAGGCCUAAAAAUGGACAGAAUCGAAAUCAGUUUGCAUACUGGGAAGGAAUAUUCCUGUGACCUCCUCAACGUUUGCUAAUGUACUACAAACUUUCAGCUUGUGAUUUUUAGACAGAGAGGUGUUAAAUGUUUUUCUAGUGUGUUGAGAGAUUGUCUCAUGCUGACUGGCUUCCACUACACCAACAGAUUUAUUAAACCUUUUCCGCUUCUGCAAAAAACCUUACAGCUUCUUUUUCAAAAUCCUCCCAUUUUUGAAGGCUAUGAAUGGUUGGCUGUAUGGUGUGGCCGGUAUAGUACAAUAGCAGUUAAUCAAGGAGUGACAUUUUAUCUCUGAUUUAGACUGCUGCACUUACUCCCAUACAGAUUGAGUGUGCAGUUGUUGUAUUUAUUUGUACAUCAGUCAUAUUUUCCACUGUUUGGGCCCUGGGGAAGAGCCAAAAAUUAUUUGCAAUAUUCAAACCUCUCUACAGUAAAAAGAGAAAAUAUGGGUAUAUACAAUUUGGGGAAAAAAGGUUGCACAAAUAAUAGAAGUGUGAGAUGAUGAAAGUAUAAUUCAAUGUAAAAAUUACCUGUAUAUUAAAACAUUUCUUGUCAUUAAUCAAUUUAUUAUUUCGGAGGACCUCAAACUAAACUUUAGCGUUCCAACUAAAUAUUUAAGAUGAAUUCAACUGAGGCCCAGUAUGAAGAUUUUUCUUUGGAGUGAAUGGCUUUAGUAAUUCUCCUUUUUGUUGUUAUAUCUUUCAUAACAGUUGGGUGCAUUUGAUUAUACACAUUUAGGGUAUAUUUAUACAUUUAGGUAUAUAUUUUGGACGGGGGUUUAUUUAAAGUUGAUUCAUCUUUUUGAGGUUUGAAAGACAGCUCUUGAAAGUGACAUUCAACUAACAGUGUUUUUCUUUUCUGCAAAAUAAACUCUUCUUUUGUCAUAUUUAUGUCUUAUUACUUCUGUCCAAUCAGCAGCCUGAGUUGUCUUAACCCUUCUACAGUCUUUGUUACAGGUCGACAUACUUGGUAUUCCUGG